Trichomonas vaginalis G3 is the source of this 414-nucleotide messenger RNA. Its product is annotated as C2 domain-containing protein. NCBI's taxonomy places the organism in Eukaryota, Parabasalia, Trichomonadida, Trichomonadidae. The record is from RefSeq and is a predicted model, not a curated record. The coding region runs from base 1 to 414 and encodes 137 amino acids. The transcript has a single exon.
AUGUCUCCUAAAGUUUACGUCCAAGUCAGAAGUAUUGAACUUGGAUCUUACACAUCCUCCAAUGUCUCUGAUCUAAUUCUCAAUAUUGGAACCAAGAAACUUAGUCUUGGAACUCAACACUUAUUUAAGUCUACUCAGCGAAAUAACUUCGAUCACACCUGGGAAUUCACAGUUGAUAACCAGAACUCUUCAUCUUUCUACAUCGUUCUUUACGAACACCAUCCACGUGAGGAUAAAUUUGUUGGCGCUAUCUACUUAGCGAUAUCAGGUUUUCAACCCAAUUCGGUUGUCACAGAGAAGUUUGAGCUUCAUUCCGAUUCUAAAAUGCUUAAUCCUCCAACAAUAUGGAUCAGUGUACACGUAGAUAUGGACAAUUCCCAGCCAUUCGAUGCACCCGACGGUUUCUUAUUCUAA